Messenger RNA from Oryctolagus cuniculus (rabbit), 749 nucleotides. Lineage: Eukaryota; Metazoa; Chordata; Mammalia; Lagomorpha; Leporidae. The record is from RefSeq and is a predicted model, not a curated record.
GCUCGCCUCCCGAGCCCUGCGCGUCGCCGCCGGCCGGGGAGGCGGCGGUGAGGAGGAUGAGCCGAGGCGCCCCCUUCCCGCGCCACGCGCCCUCGCCGUUGUCUGCGCUCCGCUCUGGACCAGUUUGAGGGAAGUUGCCCGGGCCCCGCGUCGUCCAGAUGUGCGACCUCAUUGAGCCGCAGCUGGCUGAAAAGAUAGGCAAGAUGAAGAAGUUGCGGAGAACUUUGUCGGAGAGUUUCAGCCACAUCGCUUUGAAGAAAGACGAUACUGCCUUUGAUGAGAUAUGUGUCACCAAGAUGUCCACACGGAACUGCCAGGGGAUGGACUCAGUGAUCAAAUCCCUGGAUACAAUGCCUGAGGAUAAAAAAGUCAGGGUUCAGAGGACACAGAGCACUUUUGACCCAUUUGAGAAGCCGACGAAUCAAGUAAAGAGGGUGCAUUCUGAGAACAAUGCAUGCAUUAAUUUUAAGUCCUCCUCUGCUGGCAAGGAGUCUCCAAAAGUUAGGCGGCACUCUAGCCCCAGCUCGCCGACAAGCCCCAAAUUUGGAAAAGCUGACUCAUAUGAAAAACUGGAAAAGCUAGGGGAGGGAUCCUAUGCUACCGUGUACAAAGGGAAAAGCAAAGUAAAUGGGAAGUUGGUAGCCCUGAAGGUGAUCAGGCUGCAGGAAGAAGGUACACCUUUCACGGCUAUCAGGGAAGUGUCUCUGUUAAAAGGACUAAAACAUGCUAACAUAGGUGCUGCUUCAUGA